Effrenium voratum is the source of this 1393-nucleotide messenger RNA. Lineage: Eukaryota; Dinophyceae; Suessiales; Symbiodiniaceae. The record is from the annotation of a GenBank genome assembly.
AAGCGCUGCAUUUCGGUCCAACCACUUUAGUCUGUGUGUUUCAAAUUGGCUAGCUUUAGUUUUUCACAUGUUCGAUGAAAAGACUGGACAAGAAGCAGGCGAGAUUCACCCUCUCCGAUGAGGUAACGCCCAAAGCUGGUGCUUCGCCGCGUAAAAAGGCCUCAGGCUUCCUUUCCCCGAGCAUAGGCCUUGAGGCGGAACGACCCCUCUGGCUUCACGUGGAGGGACCUGGAAAUCGCCUGGUGCCACCCGAGAGGUGGGCGAUGUCCGCAACACAGUUCCAUGGUUUCCUGGGCGCCUGUAAGGCCACGAGUGCCUAUGAGGUGCUCUUGCAAGAAGCGAAGGUCGACAUGUACAAGAUUUGCAAAUACUUCGUCAAACCUUGGACCAGAGGCACCGGCAACAGUGUCGCAUUGCUCCUGAAUAGUCAGCCACUAGCAGCAGAACUGAUGAUUUCACAUGCAUGGGCGGAGGACAUUGACGAGUGUUCUGAAGCGUUGAUGUUGCAUUUUGCACGCUAUAAGAUCAUGGAGGCCACCGCUUGCUGGUUUUGUGUUUUUUCGAUGUAUCAGCCAGGUGAAAUUAUCACUAUCCAAGAGCAGCUGGCGCUGGAUCCCUUUGGCCGAGUCUUAUCAACAAUGAGCCAGUCAGCCUUCGAUGAUGCGAGAGGAAUGGUCGUGAUACAUACAUCAGCUUCAGAGGUCUAUGAACGUCUUUGGUGCGUCUUCGAGAUUGGGAAAGCCACUUUGGACGGUGUUCAAGCUAAAGCCGCCUGUUCCUUUGCUUACAUCGUGGCACAAUCAAGCAGAAGCAAGGAAAGCCUGCAAGUUCUCACCGAACAUGCGAGGUGUUCAGUUCCGGAGGAUGAGGAAAGAAUCCGUGAGCUGAUGAUGAGCGAAUUCGGAGGUGCCGAGAUGCUCAAUCAGAUGAUUUGGGAUUUCCGCCUGGCGAUGAUGCGCCAAAUGGGCUAUGAGCUUCGUGACGGCGGGUGGCAUGCCAUUCCGAACACAAGCUUCUACCGCAAAGGUAAGAAUGCCUCAGCUGAUCUGCUUGAGCUGCAGGCAGCGUGCCUGCAAAAGCUGGUUCUAAGUUUGGAUCCGUGAAGCGCAGAGCGACGACCAGGACAAGAAUUGGGGGUGGAUGCACAUUCUUGGGGCAAGUUGAAUUGGUUCUGCUAAACAACUGGUGAAGUUAGUGGAUGGUAUCAAGGUGCUACUCUCGGUUGGUUGGUCUCGCCUUGAAUCACGUGUCGAUAAAGAAGGCAAGGGUUAGUGCCCAAGAUCGAUGGAUGCCAAGGCGGACGUCGCCCAAAGGGCUAAUCCGAGAAUGGCUUCAUAGAAGGAUCUUAUGUGUAUAGACGUAAGUGAGUUCGUUCCAAGUUGCGCACAGAUCG